CCUUGUCGCGGUGAGAAAGCUUCUUAACGAAAAGGUGUAUAUGAUUAAAGAAACAAAGAAAUGUAUAAAAUUCUUAAAACUUUGGGAUGGAAAAAUUGCCCCCUCUUGAAAAAAAUUCUGCGGACGCCCUUGUCUGUAACUUCACUACUAUCAAUUUUAAAACAACACCCAUGUUUUAAUAAUUUGCCAAAACAUGCAAAAUCUCUUUUAAAAACUCCUCGUACAACAAAUGUUCGUGAAAUGUCACCAGGACAAUUUUGUUAUUUUGGCAUUGUACCUAUUCUUGAAUCUUAUUUUCGACGUUACGAAGAUAAAAAUGAAAAUCAUAUAAAACUUCAAGUAGGCAUCGAUGGGCUUCCUAUAUCUCAAUCUUCCGAAAAUCAGUUGUGGCCAAUACUUGGUUCAAUUGUACCAUUUUCUGAAGUAUUUUUAAUUGGCUGUUACUUCGGAAUGUCUAAACCAUCUGAUUCUAAUUUAUUUUUAGAAGACUUUGUGGAAGAAUGUAAAAUUCUAUAUGGGAGCGAUGUACUAAAUAAUAACAAAGUCAUAAAAUUUUCAAUUCAUAGUUUAAUAGCAGAUGCUCCCGCAAAAUCAUUUCUAACUUCAACUAAAGGGCACAGUGGAUAUCACAGUUGCUUGAAAUGUAAUAUUGAAGGCAGUUAUAUUAUGAAUCGCGUUUGUUUUCCUGGUACUAAUUUUCAAGAAAGGACAAAUGAACUUGCAAGUAAACAAUUUGAUAAAAAUUAUCACAAAGAAUAUUGUAAACUAGUAGAAAUACCAGAUUUUGGUUUAGUUACCAACAUACCUUUAGAUUAUAUGCAUCUAAUAUGUAUUGGUGUUGUAAAGAAAUUGAUAAAAUUAUGGCUAAGUGGCUCUUUAAAAGUAAGAUUACCAGCAUUUAAGGUAAAACAAAUAUCCGAUUCAUUAAAAAAUAUAAGAAGUUAUAUUCCAAAAGAAUUUUCGAGAAAACCUCGUAAUUUGGAAGAUGUUAGUAAAUGGAAAGCAACUGAAUUGCGACAAUUUUUAUUAUAUACAGGGCCAUACAUUCUGAAAAAAAUUUUACCAUUAAAUAUAUACACAAAUUUUAUUCUUUUACAUACUGCCAUUCGAAUUCUAGUAUGCCCAAAAUUACAUAUAGAAAAAGUUAAUAACGCUGAAAAAUAUCUAAAACAGUUUGUAAGAUCUUUCGAAAAAAUAUACGGCAAGCACUUAGUGUCCCACAAUAUUCAUUAUUUAUUACAUUUGACUAAUGAUGUACGAAAAUUUGGGACACUUGACACAUUUAGUGCAUUUAAAUAUGAAAAUUAUAUGAAAACUAUAAAAGCCUUGAUUAGAAAAGCUGAUCGUCCACUGCAACAAUUAUGUAAUAGAUAUGCAGAACUUAAAGCAUGUGAAGAUAUUAAUGAAAAAUUGUCACAUUUAUCUAAACAAAAAUUUCAUGGUAUACAUUGUAAGGGACCUCUUCUCUAUGGCUACAAUAAUCCUCAAUAUUCGAAAAUAUUUUUCGAAAAAUAUAUCCUUACAACAGAAAGUCCCAAUAACUGUUGUAUUUUGAAAGAUGAUUCUAUUAUUUUAAUUUCAAAUUUUGCGACGUCAAUAUCUGGAAACAGUUAUAUAAUUGGAAAAAAAUUUUCCAAAAAAAAAAUGUGUAUAUAAAAGUCCACUACCAUCAUCAUUAUUCAAUUGCUUUCGAGUUUCAAAUUUAUUGGAAUUUGAAGCCUGGUCUGUUUCCGACAUUGAAAAGAAAAUUAUGUUAUUUCCUCAAGGAAAAUAUUAUGCUGCAAUACCUUUGUUACAUUGCGAAACAUCAUCCAAAUCUUAAAAUUAGAAAAGCACUUAUGAUGAGCAAUUAAAGUGUAAAAUAUCAUGUAGUUGAAUUUGAAGAUGGGCUUGAAAUUGUUCCAUCUUCAUGGGUAAAAGAUAAGAAUAUAUGCAAAUAUCCUGCAACUAAAUCCAAGAAAAAGAAAGAUAAAGUCGUUAUCAAUAACGUACAACCGGAUUCAAGUUGGAAAAAUUAUGCCAUUUUAAGGACAUUUGCAGUAUGCGACACUUAUGAAGAAGCCUGUUUAAAAUGUGAUAAAGCAGAAUAUGUAUCAGAUAUGAACACAGAUAUGGAUGACAAUGACAAAGAAAACAAUUUUAUACAAGAAUUAACAUGCCAAAACAAAGAAAAGUAUAUAAGAAAAGUAUAUAAUAGUGA
Molecule: messenger RNA, 2200 nt
Organism: Nylanderia fulva
Lineage: Eukaryota; Metazoa; Arthropoda; Insecta; Hymenoptera; Formicidae
Source: RefSeq, a predicted model, not a curated record